AUGGCAUCCAAGGACAGGGAUAUCCUCCCGGACGUGGUCAAGCCUGUUCAUUACAAUGUGUCUUUGUUUGACCUUCAGUUCGGCGGCUCAUGGGGUUAUAAGGGUAUCGUCAAAAUCGAUUCCAAGGUCACCCGUCCCACAAAAUCAAUCGUGUUGAACUCCAAGGAGAUCGAAGUCCAGAAUGCUGAAGUUUUUGGAAAGGACGGGACCAAGCUGGCAAAGGCGUCUGAUGUCGCAUACGAUACCAAAUCGGAAAGAGUCACUUUUACCUUUGCAGAAGAAAUCCGUCCCGCAGAUGUUGUCCUGUCAAUCAAUUUCACCGGUAUUAUGAACAAUGCCAUGGCUGGAUUUUCCCGCUCCAAGUACAAGCCGGUGGUGGAACCAAGCGAAGAUACACCCAAGGAGGGAGAUUUCUAUUACAUGCUCAGUACCCAAUUCGAAUCUUGUGAUGCUCGUAGGGCAUUCCCUUGCUUCGAUGAGCCGAAUCUGAAGGCCACAUUCGACUUUGAGAUUGAGAUUCCCCGGGGACAAACGGCCCUUAGCAACAUGCCUAUCAAGUCCGAGAGGAGCGGCAGUAGGCCAGAACUCAAGAUGGUCUCUUUCGAAACUACACCGGUCAUGAGUACUUACCUUCUGGCAUGGGCAGUCGGUGAUUUUGAAUAUGUUGAGGCUAUGACUCAGCGCAAAUAUCAAGGCAAGAGCAUACCCGUUCGCGUGUAUACGACCAAGGGCCUCAAGGAGCAGGCUCGCUUUGCUUUGGAGUGUGCCCAUCGUACGGUCGAUUACUUCUCUGAGAUCUUUGAGAUCGAGUAUCCGUUGCCUAAGGCGGAUCUCCUUGCUGUCCACGAGUUUGCUAUGGGCGCCAUGGAGAACUGGGGACUUGUUACCUACCGAACGACUGCUGUACUUUUCGACGAGGGCAAGUCAGACACCAGGUACAAGAAUCGCAUUGCAUAUGUCGUCGCGCACGAAUUGGCGCACCAAUGGUUUGGAAACCUCGUAACGAUGGACUGGUGGAACGAAUUGUGGCUCAAUGAAGGCUUUGCAACAUGGGUUGGCUGGCUUGCUGUGGAUCAUUUCUAUCCAGAGUGGAAUAUAUGGUCUCAGUUUGUUGCUGAGAGUGUCCAACAAGCAUUCCAACUCGAUUCAUUAAGAGCUUCCCACCCGAUUGAGGUGCCUGUGAGGAACGCUCUUGAAGUAGAUCAAAUUUUUGAUCACAUCAGCUACCUCAAGGGAAGCUCGGUCAUUCGGAUGCUAAGCGACCAUCUUGGACGGGAAACAUUUUUGCGAGGUAAUGCUACCACUAAUGAUCUUUGGAGCGCUCUCAGCGAAGCGUCCAAUCAGGAUGUUACUAGCUUUAUGGAUCCAUGGAUUCGCAAGAUUGGCUUUCCUGUUGUCACCGUCACCGAGCAAGCCGGUCAGAUCAAUGUUCGUCAGAACCGCUUCUUGUCGACGGGUGAUGUUAAGCCCGAGGAAGAUGAGACGGCUUGGUGGAUUCCCCUUGGUGUAAAAUCAGGACCUAAGAUGGCCGACGUAAAGCCCGGUGCUCUCGUUUCCAAGGAAGCUACAAUCGGGGAACUCGGACAAGAUUCCUAUUACAAGCUGAACAAAGACCUGUCCGGCUUUUACCGAACCAAUUACCCUGCCGAUCGGCUGGCGAAACUCGCUCAAUCUCUGGAACUGCUGAGCACCGAGGAUAAGAUCGGAUUGAUUGGCGAUGCCGCUGCCCUGGCUGUUUCCGGGGACGGAUCAACUGCUGCUCUGUUGGCUCUCUUAGAGGGAUUUAAGGGCGAAAAGAAUUAUCUGGUCUGGUCCCAAAUCUCUUCCACCGUUGCGAACUUACGCUCUGUGUUCGCCCUAAAUGAGUCGGUAGCAGCGGGACUCAAGAAGUUUGCCCUCGAGCUCUCAUCCCCUGCCGCUAAUGAAAUCGGUUGGGAAUUUAGCUCGGAGGAUGACUACCUCACUGUCCAGCUUCGUAAGCUUCUAAUUGGGAUGGCUGGCCGUGCGGGCCACAAAGACAUAAUACCCGAGGCCAAACGACGAUUCGAGCUUUGGAAAACAGGCAACGACAAGAACGCUGUGCAUACCAACCUACGCUCAGUGAUCUUUAGUAUCGUAAUUUCGGAGGGCGGUUGUGAAGAAUACAACGCCGUAAAGCAAGAGUAUCUCAAGACCGACUCCGUUGACGGCAAGGAGAUUUGCCUAGGAGCCCUUGGGCGUACUAAAGAUGCUGAGCUGGUAAAGGAUUAUAUGGACUUUGUCUUCUCAGACAAGGUCGCAAUCCAAGAUGUUCAUAAUGGCGCGACUUCAAUGGCUACGAAUCCCUUGACUCGCCACCUUCUAUGGGAUUAUAUGAAAGAGAACUGGGCGGCAGUUGAAACUCGUUUGUCGGCGAACAAUGUCGUUUUCGAGCGGUUUGUGCGCAUGGGACUGUCCAAAUUCGCAGAUCACGAUAUUGCAGCCGAUAUUGCUUCGUUUUUCCGGGAGAAGGACACCGGUGCAUACGAUCGCGCCCUGGUAAUUGUUGCUGAUAGCAUCCGGACGAAUGCACGCUACAAGGAAAGAGAUGAGAAGCAGGUCUUGGAAUGGCUUCAGGCCCAUGGCUACGCCUGA
This is a messenger RNA of Aspergillus vadensis CBS 113365, 2613 nucleotides long. Its product is annotated as M1 family metallopeptidase. Gene Ontology annotation, molecular function: peptide binding; zinc ion binding; metalloaminopeptidase activity. The coding region runs from base 1 to 2613 and encodes 870 amino acids. The record is from RefSeq and is a predicted model, not a curated record. Gene Ontology annotation, biological process: peptide catabolic process; proteolysis. The transcript is spliced from 12 exons. NCBI's taxonomy places the organism in Eukaryota, Fungi, Ascomycota, Eurotiomycetes, Eurotiales, Aspergillaceae. Gene Ontology annotation, cellular component: cytoplasm.